GUUUAAGAGAAGAAGAAGGAAGAAGAAGAAGAUGGAUCAAAGAAAGGUGUUGGAGGAGCUUCUGAGAGGUUAUGAAUCUGCUACUAAACUUCGAGUAGUGAUGAAUGAAAAAGAUGAGUCAGAAAUAAGAACCCUUCAAUGUCUUGCCAAGAACGUGCUUAGAUCCUUCACCAACACCCUCUUCCUCUUGAACUCUCAUCACCAUCAUCUCUCUCAUCUUCUCUCUCCCACCAAAUCUCAGGACUCCCAAGAAAGUUCCAAGACUUUCACCAGUUUCAAUAACAGAAGAGGCUGCUACAAGAGAAAAAGACAUCCACAAGAAUGGGAGAAGAUUUCAGAAGCUCCACCAAUUGAUGGCCAUCAGUGGAGAAAGUAUGGCCAAAAAGAGAUCCUCAAAGCCAAAUACUCAAGGAACUAUUACAGGUGCACUCACAAGUAUGAUCAGAAUUGUCAAGCAACAAAACAAGUGCAAAGAAUUCAAGAGAAUCCUCCCUUGUACAAGACCACAUAUUUAGGCCACCACACAUGCAAUGACUUGCUAAGUUCUGAAAUCAUACUUGAUUCCAAUGAUUCUCUUUCUGACACUUCCAUACUGAUAAGUUUUAACAACAGCUUCCCUCCAACCAAGCAAGAAUGUCCCUUUUUAUCAUCCUCUUCUUCUUCAUCAUCAUCAUCUAUCAAUCCCUCACCAUCACUGAUCACAGAGGAGAUAAUUCCAUCAUGUUAUGAUUACAUGCUACCCCCAGAACCCACUUUCGAUGAUUACUCAAUGCACAAUAAUGUCACUCCACCACUCGAUCACUGGGAUGAUAUGUCUUCUGCCUUGUGUGAUUCUGACAUUGAAGAAAUCAAACGUUUGUUAAUGGAUUCGGAUGAUUGA
Molecule: messenger RNA, 880 nt
Organism: Vigna umbellata (rice bean)
Lineage: Eukaryota; Viridiplantae; Streptophyta; Magnoliopsida; Fabales; Fabaceae
Product: WRKY DNA-binding transcription factor 70-like
Biological process (GO): regulation of DNA-templated transcription
Molecular function (GO): DNA-binding transcription factor activity; sequence-specific DNA binding
Source: RefSeq, a predicted model, not a curated record